Messenger RNA from Ananas comosus (pineapple), 2349 nucleotides. RefSeq names its product DNA-binding protein SMUBP-2. Bases 186 to 2057 code for a protein of 623 amino acids. Gene Ontology annotation, molecular function: ATP hydrolysis activity; RNA binding; ATP binding. The transcript is spliced from 15 exons. The record is from RefSeq and is a predicted model, not a curated record. NCBI's taxonomy places the organism in Eukaryota, Viridiplantae, Streptophyta, Magnoliopsida, Poales, Bromeliaceae.
AGGAGUACGAUUUCUCUCUGUUUCCGAUUGGAAAUGGAGGGAGGCGCGCGCGGCGGAACCUCCGCGCUGAAGGGCUCCUCUCACUUCACCUCCGUUCAUCAAUUCGUCAAUCUCAUGACCCCUCUCAUCGAUCUCGAGAAGCGACGCGGUUUCCUAAACUGUAUCGGCAACAUCAAAGUAACUAGAUGUUUUGUUUGCUAUUCCAGGAGGCUGAGAUAUCGGCAUCUAUCGGCUUAUCCGCAUCAAAGAACCUAGAAAUUGCUCAGAAGAGGGGAUUUGUCAUCCCUAAUCUAAAAUGCACUGACGCUGAGACAGGACUGAUGGGAAAAACCCUUCUUGAGUUUCAGCCUAAUAAGGGUGACGUUCUUCCCGCUCACAAGUUUGGACCACAUGAUGUGGUUGUUUUAAAGCAAAAUAAGGCUGAUUCAGGAUGUACACCACUGGGGCAAGGCGUAGUUUAUCGCUUGAAGGAUUCUUCCAUUACUGUUGCUUUUGAUGAUAUUCCCGAGGAUGGCUUAAACAGUCCUCUGCGCCUUGAGAAGGUUGCGAACGAGGUAACUUAUCGCAGGAUGAAGGAUGCACUAAAUCAACUUAGUUUGACUGUGCAAAAAGGACCUGCUGCUGAUUUGAUUCCCGUUUUAUUUGGUGAGAAGCAACCUAUACGUUCUAAGUCAGUUAUGCAAUUCGCUCCGUUUAACAAGAAUCUUGAUAAUUCUCAGAAAGAUGCCAUCUCAAAGGCUCUCUCAUCAAGGAACGUGUUUUUGCUUCAUGGUCCUCCUGGGACUGGAAAAACAACAACAAUUGUGGAAAUAAUCUUGCAAGAAGUCAAACGAGGAACAAAAAUUCUUGCAUGUGCUGCUUCGAAUAUUGCAGUUGAUAAUAUUGUUGAACGACUAUUUCCAUAUAGAGUAAAGUUGGUGAGGUUGGGGCACCCUGCACGCUUAUUACCUCAGGUCUUAGAGAGUGCGCUCGAUGCACAGGUUCUACGAGGUGAUAACAGUAGCUUGGCAGGUGAUAUCCGCAAGGAAAUGAAAGUUUUAAAUGGGAAGCUGCUGAAAGUGAAAGAUAGGAACACAAAAAGGGAAAUAAGGAAAGAGCUUAGGACCCUUGCUAGAGAAGAGAGGAAGAGGCAGCAGCUGGCAGUUUCUGAUGUUGUCAAAAAUGCAGAUGUUGUAUUAACAACUUUGACUGGUGCAUUUUCUCGGAAAUUAGAAAAUACUACAUUUGAUCUGGUCAUUAUUGAUGAAGCUGCUCAGGCACUUGAGGUGGCAUGCUGGAUAGCUCUUUUGAAGGGAUCAAGGUGUAUGCUUGCUGGAGACCAUAUGCAACUUGCGCCUACAGUACAAAGUGUUCAAGCUGAGAGGAAGGGAUUAGGAAAGACCCUGUUUGAACGUCUUGUGGGACUUUAUGGUGAAGAGAUCAUGUCCAUGCUUACUGUCCAAUAUCGAAUGCAUGAUCUCAUUAUGAGGUGGUCAUCAAAAGAACUCUACAAUGAUAAGAUAAUAGCACACCCAAGUGUUUCUGGACAUAAGCUUUAUGAUCUUGAGGAUGUGAAAAGGUCUUCUUCCACAGAGCCCACUCUUCUUCUCAUCGACACAACAGGGUGUGACAUGGAAGAAAAAAAAGAUGAAGAUAGCACCAUGAAUGAGGGUGAGGCUGCAGUAUCUACUGCUCAUGCGAAGCAACUUGUUGAAAGUGGUGUUUCUGCAACAGACAUCGGAAUCAUCACUCCUUAUGCUGCACAGGUACUUUGCCUUAAAAUACUGAGAAGCAACGAAGACAAACUAAAAGAUGUGGAGAUUUCUACCGUAGAUGGGUUUCAGGGUCGGGAGAAAGAGGCCAUUAUCAUUUCGAUGGUCAGAUCUAACUCGAAGAGAGAGGUUGGUUUUCUGAGUGACCAUAGGCGAAUGAAUGUUGCUGUGACACGUGCUAGGAGACAGUGCUGUCUUGUGUGUGACGUUGAGACUGUCAGUCAGGACAGUUUCUUAAAACGUUUGGUCGACUACUUCACGGAGCGUGGUGAAUAUUUAAGCGCAUCUGAGUAUGCACAUGAAUAAUUUCUAAAUAGAGUUUGAAACUAUGAUGCUGUUGCAUUCAUUUGACUAUGUACAUUGCGCCAAGGACAGAACACUGCAUGAUCUCUGAUUCAUCGCGGUGGCCUCUAGAGGUCCAGAAAUCAGUUAAGCUGUAGGCUGCUAGCAUGGUCAAUGUCAUGGUUGUGCUGUGGUUUAGAUUGAUAAGCUAUACGCCUAUACCCUCACUGGUGCAAUUUGUAAGUGGCUAUCGUGAUGUCUACUUUUGUGCUAAUUCAGCAUUAUCUUAACUUUAUCAAAUUUUGGAGUGAGAUUA